Molecule: messenger RNA, 3257 nt
Organism: Amoebophrya sp. A120
Lineage: Eukaryota; Dinophyceae; Syndiniales; Amoebophryaceae
Source: the annotation of a GenBank genome assembly
CAACUCUGAGCGCAAGCACUCAGUUGAUGCGGCUUGUUUCUCGUUCCGCUUCGUGUCUGGAGGUGAAAAAGAACUAAACCCUGAGCUACAAAUUAGUAGAAAGUGCACUGAAAUAACUUCUAUGUCUAUCUUCGUCCCUGCUUGAUGAGAAUGAGUUGUUUCGACCCGCAAUUGUAGACGCAGCUUGUCUAAACGUAAACCUCAAAUGGAAAAGGCAGCGGGUUUUCUUGUUCGCAUCAUGGUCCACUUCGAUUUACAGAAAUGCGCGAAGAAGAUCCCGCAUUUUGUUGAGUAGCACCGAAGAGUUUCAACCAUUUGCGAAGAAUAUCCUAGUCGUCCAACAAAUAUAUAGUUUUUGAAGAACAACAUGGUCUCCGAUGGCUCGCGGAUCGCGAGAUCGCACCGGCAAGGAAGUUCGGUUGCCGCUCUGCUUUCGCAUGAGCCGCCAAAACCGUUGCGAGAUCAUGCCAAAGCCAAUGUUUUGGCGAUGCGUCAGAAGCAACGACAAAUUCAAGCCAACCGCAUGCGAAAAGAAAUGGAGGAAGACAAGGACUGGAAGAUGGCACAGUUCACUGGCAUCCGAGCUAAGCUGUACGAAAACAAAGAAAAUGCUUCACAGGGAAAAUUUGUCCCGAAUCGCCAAGAGGUGCACUGUUUCUAUACUACUUAAUCUUGAUGUCAAACCUGCAUAUCUUUCUUUAUUUGUUGAAGAGCCGAGUUGAUGUAACUCUAAGGGUGCCAAAGUAACGAAAUAAAAGAAAUGGGAACUGCGCAACGUACUUACACCAGGCCGUGAGACAGGACGGUUUUCUGAAAAAGCAGACGGGAAAGACAGUCGCGCACUUGGCAGAACGCGGUGAACUGGCUCAGCCGGUGGUCACUGAAAAUGACAAGUAUUUGAGCUACUUCUACUUCCGCCUCCGCGGAAAUUCAAAAAGAAAGUUGAUUGAUAACAUGAUGCGGCUCUUGUAUCAGUAUCACGGAGAAAGAAAUUACUAUACGAAGAGGGUGAGGGCAACUCUUACUUUACAUUUACUUAGUUACAUCGAAAUUGCGAAUUUGGACCUACGUAUUAACUUGUCCACAUGUGGGAGGUCCUCUGGAUGAUAUAUGAUAUCUUCGCCGUGUUGAAAUGCAAACAGAACAGAGAGUAACGAAAAAAACAGGCUGUACUCUGACGUGCCAGAAGCAAGACCGCGGGUACCGAGCAGAAGUGAAAUCAGAGGAAGAGUGGCCGACGAAAUGGCAAGCGUGGCUCCACAGCGUACUCCUUCUACUUGCUUAUGCUUUCUCUUUUCUUUUUCUCUAUUGCAGCCGCGUGGCACUCCAUUCGCAUAAUAUGCGAAUGGAGUGCCACCCAGCACGAUACAUAUGCCAUAUGUAUCGUGCUGGGUCGCCGCCGGUAUCAAAAAGAAUGAUAAUGAAGCGGUAGUCUUCUAUGAGUGUUCAAAUUUUGUCUGGCUUAAUUUUUCCUCGGGUAUCCGUACCGCAAACUCUUCUACUACGAUGAAGAUCAUGUCGUGCUGGAGCAGUUUUCUGCAUUGCGUUAAAUUUUGCCAGGAAGAAGUUGCUUCCGAUCGAGAAGUUCGACUGGAACUACAUACACUUACGCGGUAGGAAGAAGUUGCCUCCAGGAAGAAACCCCAAUUGAGCUACACAGUGAACCAAAAUCCUGUACACCAUCUCUCAAUCAGGUAAUUUCAUCCGCGAGAAUUUGCAAAAUGCCGUGGAAGGGCCAGAAACUAUGGAUGCCAACGCGUUCGUGCGCGAAGCAGAGAAGCUGAAGCAAUUGUACGGGCGAAAGCAGAUCAAGAAGGACGCUGUGACAAAUAUCCCGGAGUACUUGACGAGAAUCAAGAAUGGCUUGGCCCAGAAGAAGCGGGACCAGCUUGCCGCGGUCGCAGCCUUGGCUGACGCGCCGCCCGAAGGAUUCAAGGUAACGCAAAUACAGAAUUUUCGUUCUUGAACAUUUUGAUUUUUUGGAAGAUUGUGUUGUGUGUCUGCUCGGCGUAGUGCCUGUAAUUGUUGAAGACGAUAGAACAUCAAGUCAACAUGCGACAUCUUUCCCUGCUGGCUCAGGUCCUUUCAGAGGAGGAGCGGACAGAGACGCUUGCCGCACUGCGUUUGAAAAAGGAGGAACUGGAAACGGCCCUGCAGAAGUUGCCCCUGAAGAUCAACUCGGAAAUGCACAAACAGCGCGAAAGAGACUUUCAAACCAAGCUGAAUGAAGUCGAAGAUACUAUCAAGAUGUUCCAGCGACCACGGGUCCUGGUCAAAAUCGACUGCUAAAAGAAAGCAGCCUGAGAACUCAAUUUUGCUUUUUCAACAAGACUGAAGUGGAAAAAUAUGGUGUUCUUAACACCUCUGAAAUUAAAUCGAUAUGAUUACAUUAUUCCGCAGCAUUUCCGAAAGUGUGGUUUCUUUUCGUGUGGAUCAAGAAAGAACUUACGUCUGUGUUUAGGUUGUCGUCUGCUUAAAAAUAAGGGGAUGGCUUUACCAUCCCCACAAGACGAAAACGAAGACCUACUUGGCAGUUCAGAAUUAUGGUAGAAGAAGAAACUUUUUUUAUAAAGGUACUAACUGCUGGUGCUGCAUCGUUUGAAAUUGUAUGCGUUGUGAGAAUUAGACACUUUGUCAGAAUCAGGAUUUUUUGCCAGCUCUUGCUGUCUCUGUGUCUUACUUUGGGAGACUCGUAUCUUGACCUCGUCAGGCAUUUCCUCGUGGUUGCUUUUCAUGGCUAUAGUUGAGCUUCAUGUUUGAAGUUGCAUGCCAUUGCCCGUGGAACCGAAACCGAUCGCGUUUGUUUUAUAUUGAUUUCCUGGGUUUGUUUUGAAAACCUCCUUUGAUGGUUGACGAAGUUGAUUGUUUGGCCUAACCGAUUUAAUUACGCUUGUUACAGUAUUACGGAAGAGAACUCUUUAUUUUUUCAUACCCACCUCCAUGCCUUCUCUAUCUUUUCUGUUUUUCGUUUUCUCAGGAUCGACCAGAAAGCGUUCAAGUUUCCGCGAGACGAAAGAGCUUAGAAUCCCGAAAAAGGAGUGAGUUUGACCCUCGUGCUGUCAAUGAAUAUCAAUAUAAUUACAUUUAAUCGAAAUACGUUCAGGACUGGAGUAGUAUUAGCAAGACAGGAAUCACAAUCAGUGGGGCUGUGAUGUCAUUUGCAAUGCUUUUUUUAAGACUUCUAAGUCACGAAAAAUUGAUGUCGAAAAAAAUAAAUCACGGCGAUGUUGGUUGUCAUCCAUCUUCGCAAAUCAGAU